Messenger RNA from Camelina sativa (false flax), 1902 nucleotides. RefSeq names its product cysteine-rich receptor-like protein kinase 4. NCBI's taxonomy places the organism in Eukaryota, Viridiplantae, Streptophyta, Magnoliopsida, Brassicales, Brassicaceae. Gene Ontology annotation, biological process: protein phosphorylation; defense response to bacterium. Gene Ontology annotation, cellular component: plasma membrane. Gene Ontology annotation, molecular function: protein serine/threonine kinase activity; ATP binding. The record is from RefSeq and is a predicted model, not a curated record.
AUGACUACUCAUACAUCUCGAAAGAGAAUACUUUUAAGAAAACUUGUUAACUUCAUUCAAUCACCAUCGUACCAUUAUAUUCUCUCAACCGUUACAUACAAUGGAAAUUUUAGCAUGUUGAACGGCACUAAUAUUUCAUUAACUAAUCAAAAUGAUCAAGUACAGCAGUUCAGGGAUUUCGUGUGGAUCACGUUGAAAAAAGCUGCCAUUGAAGCAGCUAACAGUUCUAGAAAGUUUUAUACGGGAAAGGCCAUCGCAUCCAAGACUUUUUACUUGCUAGUUCAGUGCACUCCUGAUCUUACAACAGAAGACUGUUUACAUUGCCUACAAAAGUCCAUCAAUGGAAUGUUACUUUACAGAAUUGGAGGAAAAUUUCUUUACCCUAGUUGUAAUUCAAGGUACGAGCUUUACUCGUUCUAUAAUGAAGCCGCCAAUAGAACACCACCAGCAUCAACUUCAUGUCAGUUGCUAAAACAGUGGUGCUCCGUUUAUAUUUCUGUGAAUGCAGGAAAAGGCAGAAACACCUAUGUCAUAAUCAUCGUUGUUGUUGUUCCAAUAAUUGCCCUUUUUCUCCUGUCCGUAGCUGUUUUUAGUUUCCGGGCUAAGAAAAGAAGGACGACUUAUGAGAGGGAACCAUCUACUCAAGAAAGGGAUACUAUUACCAGUGCGGGCUCACUUCAGUUUGAUUUUAAGGAUAUUGAGGCAGCAACAAAUAAGUUUUGUGAGACUAACAAACUUGGUCAAGGUGGAUUCGGUGAAGUUUACAAGGGUAUAUUUCCUAGUCGAGUACAUGUUGCAGUGAAGAGGUUAUCCAAGACAUCCGGACAAGGUGAAAGGGAGUUCGCAAACGAAGUUGUUGUUGUGGCAAAGCUUCAACAUAGAAAUUUGGUAAGACUGCUAGGCUUUUGUUUGGAAAGAGAUGAGAGGAUACUUGUCUAUGAGUUUGUGCCCAACAAAAGCCUCGACUACUUCAUUUUUGGUCAACCCUACAAUGCAAAACUGCAAAACCAGUUGGACUGGUCUAGACGAUACAAAAUCAUUGGAGGAAUUGCUAGAGGGAUUCUUUAUCUUCAUCAAGAUUCACGACUGACAAUCAUACAUCGUGAUCUCAAAGCAAGUAAUAUCCUCCUAGACGCUAAUAUGAACCCAAAGAUCGCCGACUUUGGUAUGGCGAGAAUUUUUGGAAUGGACCAAACGGAAGCCAAUACGAGGAGAGUUGUCGGAACAUAUGGCUAUAUGUCUCCCGAAUAUGCAAUGUAUGGCCAGUUCUCCAUGAAAUCAGAUGUUUAUAGCUUCGGGGUCUUAAUUCUUGAAAUUGUAAGUGGGAAAAAGAACAGCAAUCUCUAUCAAAUGGAUACUGGUCCUGGCAAUUUGGUUACAUAUACUUGGAGACUAUGGAGCAAUGGGUCAUCAUUAGAGCUCGUGGAUCCAUCGUUUCAUGAUAAAUAUCGAAUAAACGAAGUUUCAAGAUGCAUCCAUAUCGCUUUACUAUGUGUUCAAGAAGAAGCUGAAGAUCGUCCAACCAUGUCAGCUGUUGUCCAGAUGCUCACUAGUACCUCAAUUGCUCUCGCUGUACCUCAACCACCAGGUUUUUUCUUCCGGAGUAGACUUGAACAAGCAGGACUAGUGGAUCUAUCUAUCAAUACGUCCGCUCUCUGCUCCAUCGAUGUUGGUUUUAUUACUCAAGUAACUCCUCGUUGAAGACAAAUUUAUUUAUAUAAGUCAUAUAUAAGUUGUAAUAUAUAUGAUUUAUUAUUUCCUGGGAUAUAUGUCGAAGAGUAUGUAUGUGAUUUCAAAGAAAACCGAAUUAAUAAAAAAGAAAACAAAGGUUGCAUUGUAUCACCGUUAGAAACACCAAAGAGGUUCGUCUUCUCCUUCUCCUUAAUAAGAGCAAUCCUCUUA